AUGUGCAAUUUUGAGGUGGAUACGAGACGAUCUGCGGAACAUAAUUUCAAGCUGGGAAAGGAAUUGGUAGGUGGAUGGGUAACAGAGAGACAGUUCGGAAUUCUGCUUUGCCGAAAGCUGUCAGAAAUUCACGAGGAAGGAUGUCUUAAGAAUGAACUUAGAACAAACAUUACUGAAUCAGUUCAACAUGAAGAAGAUAAACCAACUCCAGUGAAGACUGACACCUCGACUGCAGUUGAUGAAAGUAUUUCACAAAUGAAAGGAUCUCAAGAAUCGAGACACUUGGAAGGACUACCAGGAUGCUGUGAGGGACGUGGUGAUCAAGUGGGAGACUGCUCUACUUGUGACGACUUAACCUGCUACAGGAAGUUAAGAACUCGUGACCUGAAGGACGAGAACCAAGCUGUCAGGUCCUCCGAAGACGAAUCUAAUUAUAAGAUACUUCUUGAUGUGUAUGAUUUCCUGGGAGGGGAGGUGACAGCGAAGGUAGUGGAAGGGAAGGAGCUGGUGGUGGAGGGACGAGCACAGAGACAGUCAGGAACUUCCCUCACUAUACUAAGCUUCCUCAGACGCUUCCCUCUCCCUGACCGCGCCGACCUGACGGCCAUCAUGGCUGUCAUGUCCUCAGACGGUGUCCUUCUCAUCAUUGUUCCAAAACUGAAGAAGUACUCGAAAGAUAAGGCACUCAACAAGGAAGCUUGUAUUGAACGACAUUCGAGAAUGGACGUUGACGUAGGGCGUGGUUUGAGGGAGAAGAACGUGAGAGAGUCCUCCAGGGAAUCUGAAGGCCGCAGUCUAGGGUCAUUCCUCUCAACUGGGCUGCGACACUCUCCUGAACUGUCAUCUUUCAGAAAGGAAAUGUCUACAGACAGUCAGCACUCACGGAUGGACAACUUCAGCGACACAGGACACUCUUGGGAUGAUAGGAAGAUGCAAGAUUCCUCCCGUGCCUCCAGCAGCGCCUCCAGCAGCACCUACCAACACUCCACAGACUUGUUCUAAAUAUUUGACUGCCAGUGAUAUGCCAACGUUUUAAAAUUAAUUAAUGACCUUUGUUUUAAAAAAUGUGAUGCAAUGAAGAUAAACUGUUCAUUUUGUUACAAUCAGUUGUUUUUUAAAUUAUUUAAAAAAAUAUAUAUAAAAAGAAUCCACAUGACAGUCUUCAUCAGGAGUUACAACUAGCAGUAAACAAACAGCUGCCAUUUUCGUCCUGACGGCUCCGUCCUGUGCCUUUCAAGACAGAUGACAUUCCAAAAAUCUUAAUUUUAUAAAUUUUCAUAUUAGAUUAAAAAAUAUUGUUGAUAUCUUCAUGUUAUGUUUGUGUAAUUUAUGCAGUUCUUUGCCAGAAGCGUUGUCUUAUAUACAAAACUUAUUUUUGUUAUUCAAAGAUGAGAAUUUUAUUUUCUUCGAUAUAUCCAAAUGAUUAUUGUAAAUUAGUAUUUUUUAAGGAUAAUAAAUCUAAUUAAAAGUUAA
This is a messenger RNA of Cherax quadricarinatus, 1473 nucleotides long. Lineage: Eukaryota; Metazoa; Arthropoda; Malacostraca; Decapoda; Parastacidae. The record is from RefSeq and is a predicted model, not a curated record.